GCUCCACUCGUGGCGGAGCCGCGGUGCCGGGAGGAGGAGGAAGCCAGAGAGAAACUUGUCUCGGGGAUUAAUAAGAGGCAGGAGGAGGGAGAGGUGCACACAGGGAAACAUCUGGACCAUGAAGGUGGCCUUCAGGUUGCUUCUCCCACUUGUUCUUGUGCUGAUCUGGGAGGUGAGCGGGCAGCGGAGGAAACCUCCCCGGAAACCCACCCGCCCACCUCCUGAGUUCGUGGAGCCUGUGGAGCCCACAGAGCUGCCCCCACCCCUGCCACCAGGUCCCCCCUCCAUCUUCCCUGACUGCCCCCGGGAAUGCUACUGCCCCCCAGACUUCCCCUCUGCCCUCUACUGUGACAGCCGCAACCUGAGGAAGGUCCCGAUCAUCCCGUCCCGCAUCCACUACCUCUACCUCCAGAACAACUUCAUUGAUGACCUCCCAGAGGAGUCCUUCAGGAACGCCACGGGGCUGAAAUGGGUCAACCUAGACAACAAUCGCAUUCGGAAAGUGGACAGGCGGGUCCUGGAGAAGCUGGAAAACCUCAUCUUCCUCUACAUGGAGAAGAACCAGCUCAAGGAAGUGCCUGCUUUCCUGCCGCCCAACCUGGAGCAGCUGCGUCUGAGCAGGAACCAGAUCUCCAAGAUCCCUGCUGGGGUCUUCAACAAGCUGGAGAACCUGGUGCUCUUGGACCUGCACCACAACAAGCUAAGCGAUGGGGUCUUCAACAAAAACACCUUCAAGGGACUCAAGAACCUCAUGCAACUCAACCUUGCCCACAACAUCCUGAGGAAAAUGCCUCCCGGGGUGCCCAGUGCCAUCCACCAGCUCUUCCUGGACAGGAACAACAUUGAGGACAUCCCCAGCGACUACUUCAAGGAGUUCCCCAACCUGGCAUUCAUCCGGCUCAACUACAACCAGAUCUCUGACAAGGGACUUCCCAAGAAUUCCUUCAACCUCACCAACUUGCUGGUGUUGCACCUGGCCCACAACAAGCUCACCAACGUCCCUUUCAUCAGCCCCAAGCUGGAGCACCUCUACCUAAAUAACAACUCCAUUGAAAAAAUCAACGGGACACAGAUCUGCCCCACCUCGCUGAUGUCCAUCCAUGACUUCUCCCCCUCUGACCUGGACAGUGUCCCCCGGCUCCGGUACCUGCGGCUGGACGGGAACCUCCUGAAACCCCCCAUCCCCUUGGACCUGAUGAUGUGUUUCCGUCUCCUGCAGUCCGUGGUUUUCUAGCCCUGCCCAGCACUUGGCUCUCCCAGGACUUGGCUUUGCACAGAGACUCGACUCCUGUUGCUGUUUGACACGUGGGACCCUCUUUGCCACCCCUUUCCCCCCCUUGCUCGCACCUCCCUCUCAUCCCCCUCUUGCUUUUCCCCCUUUUCUCCCCUGCAGUGGCCACGGACACGGGUGGCACGUGCGUUCUUGGGGACCAGAGUCUGCAGGACAGCACCGUGUGGCAGCAGCCACCCCAGGUGGCAGCAUCAUCAGCCCUGGGGUGGCAGCAUCAGCCCUGGGGUGGCAGCAUCAUCAGCCCUGGGGUGGCAGCAUCAUCAGCCCGGGGGUGGCAGCAUCAGCCCUGGGGUGGCUGCCACUCUCACCCCUGUUCCCUGCCUCCUCUGCCCUCACCCAGGCCAGCCCCAGAGCUGGCCCCGUCCCUCCCCUUCCCCCAGGCAGAGUUUCAGCAGGUUGGAUUUGGUUCUAGCCAAGAGCAUCUCUGGACGGAGCUGAGAAAAUAAGCCCAGGAGCCACCACACCGCAGGACUUGGGUCAUAUCGCUCCAGGUGGCUGCACCUGGAGAACCCGGGAUGGCCCUGGGGAGAACCCGGGAUGGCCCUGGGGAGAAUCCGGGAUGGCCCUGGGGAGAAUCCGGGAUGGCCCUGGGGAGAAUCCCCCUCGCUGGAGGCGGAGCAGGGAUGGGCUGGUGUGCGGAGGGUGCUGAUGGGCACCCUGCAGCCCCUGGUGCGGGGGCUGGGGGAGCAGGAGGGGGGCUGGGGGAGGG
This is a messenger RNA of Apus apus (common swift), 2000 nucleotides long. RefSeq names its product proline and arginine rich end leucine rich repeat protein (gene PRELP). Gene Ontology annotation, molecular function: protein binding; heparin binding. Gene Ontology annotation, cellular component: extracellular exosome. Lineage: Eukaryota; Metazoa; Chordata; Aves; Apodiformes; Apodidae. Bases 119 to 1234 code for a protein of 371 amino acids. The transcript is spliced from 3 exons. The record is from RefSeq and is a predicted model, not a curated record.